UUUUUUUCUCAUUCUCAAUCUUGCUUUCUAUAACAUUUCACCACGAGCAGAAAUCUAAUUUGUUGCCGAGUGUAUAGGUAUUUUCCAGUAAUGCUCAAACUUCUUCAUAUUGAAAAAUGACAUCAAACUUCAAGUAGUUAAACUCACUGCACUUAAAACUAAUACAAAAAAUGUUUGAGUUCAGCUAUUUCUUUUCCUUUCUUUCGGACCACGAAUAUACGGUUUGCUUCUUCAGUUUUAUAAUUAACAUAGUUCAUUUAUUGAUUCUUACAAGAAAAUAUAUGCGAACUGCUUCUAUUUAUGUUUUGUUAAUUGGAGUAUGCAUAGCAGAGUUAUAUCUAAUGUUCCUUCCGUUGAAACAAAAACUUGAAGAAUUUCUGGAAUCACGGAUGAAAUGCCCUCUUCCUUCUUCAAUAUUUCAAAUCUACAUCAGUCGAAUAGUUUUCUCAACUGGUGAUAACAUGUCCCGUUUAUCAAUUUGGCUUUGCGUACUUUUUGCAUUGGUUCGAGUGAUCGUACUCCAGAAAAUAAAUGACAAUCGAUUUCAAAUACUAUCAGCUCCGGGAUUUGGAUGGAUUCUUAUAUUUUUCAGUUUUAUUUUAAGUGGGAUUAUGUCUAUUUCCCAUUAUUACAAAGAUCAUAUUGAGGAAGUUGGGCUAUGUAUACCACAGCCGGGUUGUGAAUCGUUAUCUGUAAGUCAAAUAUAUCAAUACCAUUUAGUAAUUUCUGAAUUAUAUACAUUUGGAAAUGGUAUAUUUGCCAAAUUAUUUUUCCUUUCAAAUGGAAUUUUUACAUUAAUACUUCCUUGUUCAGUUAUUUUAAUUAUUAUUGUUUUCUUGAUCAAAGAGAUUAUAAAAUCAAAAAAAAAGCAUAUCGAGAGAACUGUAAAUCCUCAUCACAUGAGAAACGAAAAAACAACAAUUCUAGUGACUAUUCUGUCAAUUGUUGAAUUUUCCUUUCUUCUGUCUUCCGGGUUAAUUUUCAUUGUGGAGAUAGUUUUUGGAAGGAAUACUUUAGAAAUUAUCAAUUACGCAAAUAUUAGUCUGAGAUGGAUUUUUGCUCUCAAAUCAUCAACUCGAUGUUUUCUCUGUGUCUUGUUUUCUUGCCGUUACCGUAACGCAAUUCGAAGGAUGUUCGGGUUUAAAGAUGCAAUUGCGGUCAUGAAUCAGCACAAACCUAGCAUGGCUCCACCAUCACCGUCGUUACAAAGAUCAGCUUCUUCAAAUAUGCCUCCGAGCAGUCCAAAGAUGGAGUCUAGCUUAUAAUUGUUUCAUGACGCAGAGUCAGGCGACGUAUUAUUUUGAUUUGUUUUCGUUUUACAUGAGCAAAUUAAAUUUGAAGUCUGAUAAAAUAAGGGCUGAAUUGAAUGAUUACAGGGAAGUGGUGAUUUUGUUUAAAUUGUAUUUUUCAUGUUGUUAUUCGGACUCGCAAAAUAUUAUUGAAUUCCGUGAUUAUUUUCAUUCCGUGAUUAUUUUCAUUCCGUGAUUAUUUUCAUUCCGUGAUUAUUUUCACUCGGGAAUCGCUCGCCCACUAUGGGGGAGUGUACGCAAGGACAACGCAAGGACAAGGACAACAUUCUAAUGGAAUGAAAACAAUUGCCCGACUGCACCAAUUCUAGUUCAAGCGAACAACGAUAACUUUUGUAUUCUGUAUUCCUUCACGUCUCCCAGCGAGCGUAAUAAAUUAUUAUUAUUA
Caenorhabditis elegans is the source of this 1695-nucleotide messenger RNA. It is a transcript of the gene srw-145, whose product is annotated as G-protein coupled receptors family 1 profile domain-containing protein. Gene Ontology annotation, cellular component: membrane. Gene Ontology annotation, molecular function: G protein-coupled receptor activity; G protein-coupled peptide receptor activity. The record is from RefSeq and is marked reviewed. Gene Ontology annotation, biological process: signal transduction; G protein-coupled receptor signaling pathway. The transcript has 5 exons. NCBI's taxonomy places the organism in Eukaryota, Metazoa, Nematoda, Chromadorea, Rhabditida, Rhabditidae. The coding region runs from base 171 to 1265 and encodes 364 amino acids.